Magallana angulata is the source of this 494-nucleotide messenger RNA. Its product is annotated as protein NCBP2AS2 homolog. The transcript is spliced from 4 exons. The record is from RefSeq and is a predicted model, not a curated record. The coding region runs from base 101 to 394 and encodes 97 amino acids. Lineage: Eukaryota; Metazoa; Mollusca; Bivalvia; Ostreida; Ostreidae.
AUUUUAGAUCGGGAUCGACAUUCACAGCGCUAACCUUGACUUUGUAAGAAUGAAAAACGAAGAGAUUGGUUUAUGAAAUAUUCAAAGAAUAUCACAACAGAUGGUUUUUCGACAUUUAUUAAGGCUUCUGCACAAUGAUCAGUUUAUUCAAAAGCUCGCAGAUAGCCGACCUAUAAGGCUCGCAGCCAAAUAUACUGUAGGAAUCUUCCACAGGUUUAAUGCAGGAGAAAUUAGGGAUAUCUUAGGAAAAAUACAGAAGAUGGCUGAAAAUGCAACGAAAAACACACAAAGUUCUAGCAGCACACCACGUAAACAAAUUGGAUUUACAGAGACAUUUAAGAGGGAACUUAGAGAGGGGUUCAAGGAACUAGAGAAAAAGACUAAAAAACAAUAGACAAGAAUGUAGUGAAGAGAAAAGAAACAGUAUUUUCUGUGAUGAAUGAAUGCAUGCUUGUGUGUGUAUGAGAGAUUUUAAUAAAAUGUGAAAAAAUUUG